CACUUCCCUCUUUCAACCGGAGGUAGGUGGCCCACCAGUCUUCCGCUAACAAAUUGCGGGUCGUUGAAGAGGAGAUGGAAAACUUCAUCCUGUAUGAGGAGCUUGGUAAAGGCUGCAGUUCUGUUGUCUAUAAAGGAAGAAGAAAAGGCAGUCUCAACUAUGUAGCCAUCAACUGCACAGAGAAAUCCAAGAGACCAGGGAUAUCUAAUCACGUACGACUCAGUCAUGAUCUGGAGCAUCCAAAUAUAGUUCGCUUCUACGAAUGGUAUGAGACAAUUAAUCACCUUUGGUUGGUAGUGGAGCUCUGUACAGGUGGUUCCCUGGAAUCUGUAAUUGCUCUUGAUGGAAGUCUUUCAGAGGAUGUGGUGAGAAGGUUUGGAUGGGACUUGGUCAAAGGACUGAAACACAUUCAUGAAUUCGGAAUCAUUAUGUCUGACGUGACUCCUGCUAAGAUUUUUCUAGAUGGUAGUGGCAUUCUGAAGUUUGGUAACUUCUGCUCAUCAAAGGCUGAGGGAGAGACACUGGAAGACAUGUUUACUUUUCUCUCUACAUCUGAGGUGGGAGAGAAGGAAGAAGAAAACAUAGACAACGUUGAAAACAUGAGGAAAAUAUUUCAAGGUUCUCCAACCUACUGUGCUCCAGAGGUUUUGCAAGGAUCAGAAUCCAAUAUAAGCUCUGAUCUCUGGGCUCUUGGUUGCAUUCUCUACUAUAUGUAUACUGGUAAACCACCUUUUUGCUCUAAUAGUGACACUGAACUGAGAGAGAUGAUUUUGCAUCAGGAACCACCACCUCCCAGUCAGACGAGUCCCCCCAGUCAGGACUUCCAGAGUCUUCUGAAAGGCUUGCUCAGUAAAAAUCCAGAUAAGAGGAUGAGCUGGCCUGAGUUGCUGGAUCACCCCUUCUGGACACAAGUAAAGAAGGAAGAUGAUGCAGAAGAUGUUGAAGAAGACUUGGAAGAAUGCAAUAAAGAUGAAAACACUAUCUGUGAGAGAGGUGGCUGUGUUAGCUUCAGACACACAAGUACAUGUGGCCUUUUACCUCCAGAACAGACAGACAUUCUACCUGAUGCCCAAUCAGCCAUCACCCAGCAAGGCUCUGGGAUGUCAAAGAAACUAAUCUCUUCAAAUGCAACAAGUACAGCUAAUGAAAGAUCAUGUGACAGAGAGACUGACUGCCAAGAAUCUGUCAAACACAUGUUCUGUGAAACCUUAAAGUACAGCCAGGAUGUGCAUGUGAUGAUGGGAAAGGAAAGAAGAUGGGAGAGGAAAGUAAAGAUUGGAGAUGAUCCUGAGUCUAUUGGGGAGCAGCAAAUGUGCCAAACAUUACAGCACAAUAAAUCAUUUUCUACAGAGCUGCUUCCAAAGAGUGGUGUGGAUGAGGACAACACUGAGGCAAUCUUCCUGCUUAGCUCCCGAACCAACUCAAGGAGUUGCAAUGCCUCUGACUCUCCAAACCAGAACCCUGCACUUGAGGCUGGCACAGGCUCCAGUUUCACAAACUGUGUGAAGGUUCUUCUCCAUACUGACUCUGACCUAACUGUUACCCCUAUCAUCGAUAAUCCCAAGAUUCUUAAGAAUGCUCCUGUGCGAUUUGAUUCCAAAUCCCUUUGUGUACCAGCUUAUUCCGUUGAGAAGCUGCAGUCUUUUAAUGAGGAGGAGUGGGCUGCUUUCCUGUCACAGCUCUGUUUGUCCCUUGAAGAUCAGGGCUCAUCCACUGGUCUUCCCUCAUCCAGUGCUCCUCCUCAGGCAACUGCCAUUCGAUCUAAACUCAACCUGUUGUGCUACCUCUGCUGUGUAGUUGGACAUACACUCAUUGCUAACAAACUGAUUAACUCAACGCUGCUUUUAGUAUUGACUCAGCAAUUACGACAAGCCCCAAACUGGGAUGUGCGGAGCAAGGUUCUCAGAGUGAUGGCUCUCCUGGCUCUGCACUGCAGUCACCUUGAAGAGGCCACUCCCGUGUCUGAGGCUGUGUCCACACUAACAGAUCUGCUGAGAGUUAAUCUCAGAAAUAGUAAACUGAAGCAGUUUCUGCUGCCACCCCUUGGGGAGUUCCUCUACCUCAUCUCCUCUCAGGAGGAGAAGAGAGGCUCCCCAGAGGGACUAUGGUUCGUUCCCGCUGCCGCCUACACUGGCUUAAUGAGGAGCCUGCGGGAAGGGGAUGAUGCUGUCGUUCAUCAUAUGGCUGCUAAAGCCAUAGAGAACAUCUGCACAGUGGUAUCUGACCCAUCUCAUCAUCUGGUUACUACAGAGAUAGGCUCUGCACUGUGGUACCUGUUUACUCACUCUACAGUGGAGGCUGUCAGAAUCACUGCCAUCUCUUCUCUUUCUAGACUAACCCGGGUGGACCCAGCAGUCUUCUUGGCAGUGAUUGACACCUGUGGCCCUACAGCUGUCUUAGAGGCUUUAGGUGGAGCAGGGGCCAGGGUGCAGCAUCACCUGCUCACUGCUGUGGCCACUGCCUUACUUGCUUCACACAUCCAAACUCAUCGUAUUGCCCAGAAUGAGGAUUUGGUGUUGAAGGUGCUGCGUUGUCUUGAGAAUUCAUCCACAGUAACACGAGCUAAAGCAUUACUGCUUCUGCUGCUGCUGAUACAGGACAACACAGAUACGCUGCUUUACUGCUGCCAGCACAGACUUGUGAUGCACCUGGAGAGAGACCUGCGCAAAGCCACUCCUCUCAGGGAGAACUCCAGCCAAUCAGAACACCUGUUCCAGUGUCUGGAUUUACUGGUUGUACACCUGAGUAACACUGCAUCUGCAAUAAUGGAGGCUGUCUUAAGUGCACUGAGAUGUGUGAUUGGAAGGAGGCAUCCAUCUACAGUUCAGGGUAGACAGCUAAAACAGACUUUGCCAACUUUGUCUGUAGUGCUGGAGCUUCUCUCAUCUCAGAUCUUCAGAUCUCGAGUCGUAACCAAAGAGCUUCUGGAUCAAAUUGGAUUGAUGCUGGGCUAUAUUACUUCCGUAGAAUCCAAUGAGACUAAUUUGGCCAGUGCUGUGGGUGCAGCAAUAUGUGAAGAGCUGAUUAGAACAACUCUGUCCUGUGUGGAAGUCCUAAGUCAGCAUCAUAUGCUCAUCACACCUUAUCAUUGCACUGUUGUGGAUGCUGUCCUGCCUCCUCUGACAACACUUGCUUUCAGCAAAAAUGUGGAGUGGUCAGUGUUUGUUUUAAAGAUGCUGUCCGAACUAAGUCCGGUCCUGCUGGUCCAUGAUGAUGAUGAUGAUGAUGAUGGCAGUGACAAUGCUGAGGAAAAUGAAGAAAGGACUAAGGAAAGGAGACAGAAAGAAGGGGCAAAAGAAAGAGAGGAUGGAAAAUCCUUAAGUCAAGUUGUAUCGUUCUUCACUAACUGUCUGCUUUCAAGGUAUGAGUCUCUUCUUCGUGCAACUGAGCCAGUCCCACUCUACGCUCUCAAAUUGCUGGUGUCGAUGACUGAACACAGCACUCACAUCUGCAGGUUGAUCAAACACAGCAGGAUCCUACCACUAGUUUUUCAGCUCAUUAUGUCUAACAGUGUGACCAGUGGAGUGGUCCAAAAUGCAGUCGUAUUGUUGUGUAAUCUAAAUGGAGACACAGUCUUGGAUCAAGAACCACUACAUCAACAAGGGCUUAUAGAGGUGAUGGUGAAUACUCUCUCGGAAGCUGUACGAGUCUACUUGGAUGGAGAGGGGCUUACUGGGAGGAAAGUCAGCCAUCUUGUAUUGCAAGCCCUUUUGGAACUUCUUCACAAAGUCCUAAAGCAAACCUUGGUUGUUGUCCGAGCUGCACUGCAGAGCCAGAGGCUAUCUUGUCCAGCAGCAGAGACGGAGGCAGCAGAGAAGCUGCUCGUGGCCAAUAGACCCCUGAGCCAGCUCAGCACACACCUCAUUCACAUGCUGUGUACCGAUAACCCGGAGAUGUGGGAGGAGUCUCUUCAAUGUCUGUCCUUCCUGGUACAGCUAUACAGUGGAGAGGGUCAUGACUGCCUGUCACCUUCCUGCUUACAAAGCUUCUCACACGUGAUGCGCACUCGCAUGAACAUGGAGCCACCCCGAAUGCAACGCACAACACUAAGGAUCAUUAAACGGCUGAUACAGACUACCAGCAGGUCUGAUUGGCUAGAAUCUCCUGAAGGGGCAGAGCUAAUAAGUCUACUGCAGGAUUUGAUGACCUCCAACAGGUGUCACGUUGAUGUAAUUCCACUGGCUGGAGAAAUCCUUCAAGAGAUCCCCAGAUCCUAGAAGCUUUCAUCUUCAAACCUUGAAUUAACCAGAGAUGGUGUGAUGUUUUUUAAUUCACAAGAACUUGUAUACAAAUGUCUGAUGAGCUCUUCCAAGUAGAAUAUUUUCCCUUUUCUUCUUUUUAAAGAAUCAAUUGCUAAAUUGUACCAUCAGAGUAUAAUAAGUUUUGGAUAACAAGUCUUAAAAGAAAAGGCAUUUGUUUAACUUCUUGAUCAAUAAGCACUUAUUAAUGAACAAAAUAAAGACAUAUGUAGUUUA
Molecule: messenger RNA, 4475 nt
Organism: Melanotaenia boesemani (Boeseman's rainbowfish)
Lineage: Eukaryota; Metazoa; Chordata; Actinopteri; Atheriniformes; Melanotaeniidae
Gene: ulk4
Product: unc-51 like kinase 4
Exons: 37
Coding region: 75-4217 (1380 amino acids)
Biological process (GO): protein phosphorylation
Molecular function (GO): protein kinase activity; ATP binding
Source: RefSeq, a predicted model, not a curated record